Messenger RNA from Anas platyrhynchos (mallard), 948 nucleotides. It is a transcript of the gene NUDT1, whose product is annotated as nudix hydrolase 1. Gene Ontology annotation, molecular function: 8-oxo-7,8-dihydroguanosine triphosphate pyrophosphatase activity. Gene Ontology annotation, biological process: DNA protection. The record is from RefSeq and is a predicted model, not a curated record. NCBI's taxonomy places the organism in Eukaryota, Metazoa, Chordata, Aves, Anseriformes, Anatidae. Gene Ontology annotation, cellular component: cytoplasm.
UGGCGGCCGCCGGGCCCCGGCCCUGCCCGCUCCGGGGCGGUGCCGAGGGCGGUGCUGGAGCCUCAGCGGCGCGGGAAGAGCGGAGCCGAGGUUGUGGCGACUGGGACAUCGCCAUCAGGAGCCCAUCGGAGAGGAGCCAUGUCUACACGCAACCUCUUCACCCUCGUCCUGGUGGUGCAACCGUCUCGCAUCCUCCUGGGCAUGAAGAAACGCGGGUUCGGAGCCGGGCUCUGGAAUGGUUUUGGGGGAAAGGUGCAGACAGGAGAGAGCAUCGAGGAGGCUGCUCACAGGGAACUCAAGGAAGAGAGCGGACUAACAGUGGACACCUUGCAGAAGAUGGGCCAGAUCACAUUUGAAUUUGUAGGCAGCCCUGAACUCCUGGAAGUUCACGUUUUCCGGGCAGAUCAUUUUAACGGCGAGCCAGAAGAAAGUGAUGAAAUGCGGCCUCAGUGGUUUCAGCUGGAUGAGGUGCCAUUCAGUCAGAUGUGGCCAGAUGAUAUCUAUUGGUUUCCCCUGCUGCUUCAGAAAAAGAAGUUUCGUGGCUAUUUUAAGUUCCAAGGACAAGACACUAUCUUGGAGCACACCCUGGAAGAAGUGGAGGAAAUUUAAGAAGAAAACAGAAGCAUUCAUCCCACACGAUGCCUACAGUGAGCUAGAACGCCAUGAGUACUUCCAGGGGUCUCCUUUCUCAGCUCCCCAGCAGAGAUUUAUCUGCCGGGUCACCGGGAAGUAAAGAAAAUAAGGGCAUUUCUUAAAGUAGAUAUAGAUGAAAGGAGACUUUCCAUGCUGUGAAGUCCCUGGCUGUAGCAUGGUUUAGUGGUUACUUGAUGACAACUCUGAAGAAUGUGCAGUUAACCCUUGUUUCUCAGGUGGUUAAUGUGGUAGGCUUUUCCAUCAUAGCUGUAACUCUUUUUUAAAAAGAUUAAAAAUAUUUUUCAGUAAAAUAAU